Molecule: messenger RNA, 324 nt
Organism: Prorocentrum cordatum
Lineage: Eukaryota; Dinophyceae; Prorocentrales; Prorocentraceae
Source: the annotation of a GenBank genome assembly
AUGUUGGCAUUCGGCAACCCAGUCUCAACACAGAAGAGCCGGAUAGAGUUCAAGCACGCGUCGACGUGCUCGUCCAGGACUUGGCUAAGGCGUUCAGAAGCCAUAAACUUAAGUUGGUGGUUGUUGUGCGAGCUCGGAGGACAUGAGAUUGGCCUUGACGGCAGAAAUAAUCUCCAGUGCGACACGCAGGUGCAUCUCAUGGAGGUGGCCACAAUGACAGUCAACGGCGCCCUCGAGCAAGCGGACAGCGGCGCUGCAGAGCCUGCUGCCCUGCGCGUUGCGCUUGUUCCAAGUGCGCAUCCCUCCUAUGCCGCCAUCGAAUGA